Molecule: messenger RNA, 444 nt
Organism: Blastocystis hominis
Lineage: Eukaryota; Bigyra; Opalinata; Blastocystidae
Exons: 3
Coding region: 1-444 (147 amino acids)
Source: RefSeq, a predicted model, not a curated record
AUGGGAUUGGUAGCUGCUUUAUCUUGUUCUUUGAUAGUAUUGAAGAGUCCGAACGUUACUGGUCCAAUUGUUGAAAGCAUUUUGACGGCUCUGGACACGUUCUUUCAAUCUGGAAUCAUUACGGAGCGGUCUCUGAAUGUGAAAGAGGCGCUGAGUAUAUUGCUUGAAGCAGUUUCAAAAUGCCGUUUUGAAGCAACCGAUCGUAGUCAGGAUGAGGUUGUUCUGGUCCAUAUGCUGGAAUUGCUGCGUUUAAUGAUUUCUCUUCCUAUCGGCAACAUCUUAAGCCAUUGCGAUAUCUGGAACAUAUUUGAUACUGUCUUUAUCAACAGUCAAGAGGUGGAGGCGAAGUCGGCUAUUCUCGUCUUCUCCGGAAGGUGGCGGAGCACGUUCUUCGCGAUAUUACGAUCAUCAUAUUCCGUCGGUUUUCCUCCUCCUCCUCUCUGA